AUGUGCGUUUGGGAUGUGCGGUAUGAGGGUGGUGGUGUGAAGUUUGAAUCGAUGGUGAGUGUGGACACGCGUGUGUCUAGCAUGUUGCGACGGCUGGGGUUUACGCACGCGCGUCCGGUGCAGGAGUUGUCAUUGCCUCACGCGUUGGCAGGAGUGGAUGUAUUGUUAAAGGCGCCGACUGGCACGGGUAAGACGUUAGCGUAUGUGAUACCGAUCUUGACAAGUAUUUUGGGUCGAAGAUUACAGAGUCCAUUAUUUGUUGAAUAUGGUUUCGGAGAGAAGCGGGAUAGCAAGACGGCAUUCCGCCACCGGUUGGAGGCGGUGGUUUUGGUCCCUAGUAAGGAGCUGGUAGGUCAGGUCAGCAAAGUGUUCCAGGACCUUCUGUAUCAAUGUAGCGAUUUCGUCCAGUGCCAUGGCAUAGCAGACUGUCCUGCCACACUCGCCGACCUGCGACUGAAAUUCACCGAUUUUACGGCUGUGCUUGUCACACAUCCUGGCGCCUUUAUCAAAAUCGGCCAAUUACUCAUGAAGGAAAUUCAGGCAGACCCACACCAAAGCCACCUCUGUCUAUUCCCCAACGUCCAGCAACUCGUCGUUGACGAAGCCGACCUCAUCCUAUCCGUCUACGGCUACGACCAAGAAACGCGGUCUAUCUUCUCACCACACGCGUUUGACCUAAAGGUUAAAGCUACAAGACAAACAAUACCCGUCUCGCUACUGCGUAUAGACCAUCUCGCCGCUAACAAGUGCCAGGUCAUGCUCUGCUCAGCCACCAUUAAUCAGGACCUGAACAAACUCAAGCACCUCGCGCUCUACAAACCUGCGGUACUUGUUGUUGUUGGAAACGAAAACGAACUCAAGAGAACACGCGACAUCCGCAACGGGGAGAUCCGCAGCGUGGAGACCCACUCCACCGCCCGCAGCGGGGAGACCCACUCCACCGCCCGCAGCGUGGAGACCCACUCCACCGCCGAGUCGGAACUUGACGAAGACCCCGGAACUGAGGAAAGUUUUACCGACGAGGCGGCCAUCUUGGAGAUCGAUCGAUCUGAGUGCGUGAUGCAGGCAAUGGUGCUAUCGUCGGAUAUGCGGAAGCGGAUGGACCACCGAUACGUGGUGGUCGACCCGAAAUGUUUCGAUGAGUACUUGGUGCUGGUGGGUGUGCUGCAAAAUAGAUUAUAUAGUAUGGGCGAAGAUAAGCCUCGAACGCUAGUCUUCGUGAACGACAUUAAAAAAGCAAUUAAGACAGAACUGGUACUGAGCGCACUCGGGUUCAAGGUCGCCCGCGCAGUGGGCUGUCAAAACGCCAAAACAAGAUCAACCAACAUACACAAGUUCAACUCGGGACAGAUCGACGUACUCGUCGGGAUGGACUGCACAUACAUUGCCGGCACAGCUGCCGAGUCCGCAACUGUCUCGGCGACCGCGUUGGCGAGCUCGGCGACCGCGUUGGCGAGCAGCAAGACGGACGUAAGUGCAGUUAUUAUGCCGAGUGGAACAAUGCCGAGUGGAACAAUGCCGAGUGGAACAAUGCUGCCUGUGGAUGACGAGGAGAUUUUGGCCGAGUUGAACAUCGCCGCGCCGAAGCGUAAGCGUCGCCGGAAGGUUAACUUAAGUGAGUCAUCGAUCGCGCGCGGUAUUGAUUUCCGAAAAGUCGCCCGCGUCAUUUUACUCGACCCACCGGCCAACCUGACCGAAUACGUGCACAAAGUAGGCCGCUGCGGUCGGGAAAUCGACGCCACUCUAAUUCCAACUGUCUUGACCUGCCUCCCGACUGAAGCUCUCACCGACCCUGUGUGGAAGGAGGUGGCGAGCGAAUUCCGACCCACCACUCCCGACGUGUUCCAACUCACUUCCUUCGACUCCCUAAGAUACCGGGUGGAAGACAAAUGCCGAGCCGCCAGCAAAAGUGCCAUCAAAGCCGUCUUGGAAAGGGAACUUUGUAGCAACUAA
Molecule: messenger RNA, 1953 nt
Organism: Gregarina niphandrodes
Lineage: Eukaryota; Apicomplexa; Conoidasida; Eugregarinorida; Gregarinidae
Product: RNA helicase
Exons: 1
Coding region: 1-1953 (650 amino acids)
Cellular component (GO): nucleolus
Molecular function (GO): nucleic acid binding; ATP binding
Source: RefSeq, a predicted model, not a curated record